AUGGCUCUGUCCCUGUCCGGCGAGUCGGUCCCCGGAGACGGCGGAGACGCGCUCGGGAUGAGCCCUAGCCUCCCCUCCUACUACCCCUCUUUCCUCCCUCCCGCCCAGUACUUCGAGGCGGCUCCUGACUUUUACCAGCCCCUGAAACCCCUGGGCGGACUGGUUCCCUCCUCCCCACCUCUACCCUCCUUCACCUUCAGCAGGGUCCCCGCUUUCCUGACCCAGCCUCCUCCCCUGCCCGCCGAACCUUUCCCCAGCCUCCCCUUGCCCCUCUACACCAAGCUGCCGGUUGCUUUCCCUCCCAGCGAGGGCUCGGCCCGCGGAACUGGGCCCUUGGGAUCCCCCUCUCCGCCCUAUCCGAGCCCCCCGCACAGGACUGCCCGCAGCCCGGGGGCCGACGGGGCGGCGGGGCAGAGCUACAGGUACCACUUCACCGAGGAGGAGCUCAACGCGGUGCUGUACGGGGCGCUCCGGAGCAGCCAGCCGACUGGGAGCCUCCACGCCAUCUCGGGGCUCCGGGUGUCCCCCGCCAGCUCAGGCGCUGCGGACUCCUCUGCCCCGCUGCUCGACCGGGACUCGCUGCAGUUACCCGAAGGACUCUCGGUGCUGCGGGUGGCCUACGGGGACGUGUCUCACCUUGGAGUCUUCUGCACGGAUCCCAUCCCCAAAGGAGUCCGCUUCGGCCCUUUCCAAGGCAAAGUGGUCAACACUAGCGAGAUCAAGACUUACGACGACAACUCGCUGAUGUGGGAGAUCUUUGAAUACGGUCGCUUGAGCCACUUCAUAGACGGGAAGGGCGCCGCUGGCAACUGGAUGUCUCUGGUGAACUGUGCCAGGUUCCCCGAGGAGCAGAAUUUGACAGCUAUCCAGUGCCAGGGGGAAAUCUUCUACGAGACCUGCAAGGAAAUCUUCCCUAAGCAGGAGCUGCUGGUGUGGUACGGUGAUUGCUACGUGCAGUUCCUGGGCAUCCCCAUCAGCUUGAAGGCCAUGUCGGAAGGGAAGAAGCCUCCGCAGCACCCCGAAGAAGCCGGGGAGAGCUUCAAGUGUGAGCGCUGCGGCAAGGUUUUUGCCUACAAGUACUAUCGGGACAAACACCUCAAGUACACUCGCUGUGUGGACCAGGGGGACCGCAAAUUUCCUUGUCACCUCUGUGACCGAUCCUUUGAAAAAAGAGACCGGCUGAGAAUACAUAUUCUACACGUUCACGAAAAGCACAGACCUCACAAGUGCUCUGUGUGUGGGAAGAGCUUUUCUCAGUCCUCCAGCUUGAACAAACACAUGAGGGUUCACUCUGGGGAGCGCCCUUACAAAUGUGUCUAUUGCAACAAGGCAUUCACAGCAUCCAGCAUCCUGCGCACUCACAUCCGCCAGCACUCGGGGGAGAAGCCCUUCAAGUGCAAGCACUGCGGCAAAGCCUUCGCCUCACACGCAGCCCAUGACAGCCACGUGCGGCGCACGCACAGCAAGGAGAAGGGCUGCACGUGCCUGGUGUGUGGCCAGCACUUCCCUGAGCAGGAAGAUUACAACUUCCACAUGAAGAUCCACACUGUUCAUUAG
This is a messenger RNA of Empidonax traillii (willow flycatcher), 1557 nucleotides long. It is a transcript of the gene PRDM14, whose product is annotated as PR/SET domain 14. Gene Ontology annotation, molecular function: protein binding; RNA polymerase II transcription regulatory region sequence-specific DNA binding. The record is from RefSeq and is a predicted model, not a curated record. Lineage: Eukaryota; Metazoa; Chordata; Aves; Passeriformes; Tyrannidae. The transcript is spliced from 7 exons. Gene Ontology annotation, biological process: regulation of transcription by RNA polymerase II. Gene Ontology annotation, cellular component: nucleus. Bases 1 to 1557 code for a protein of 518 amino acids.